AUGAGUGAAGCCGCAGAAACCCAGAGCUAUUUAGAUUCACUCUCUGACAGGGAGUCGUUUUCAUUACUGGAUUCUGAUGGUGACGAUGAUGACAGCAGACAAGAGGUAUCAAAUUUGGUUGGCGCGGAGGAACGGCAGACGGGGAUGUUCUCAUCAGCAACUGCAAGUGACGGACAGGCAACGCCCAGACGCUGUAAAACCGAACGAGGAACUACCGGGGCUCCUGAGAAACGGGAAGGUAAAAGUGAUCGUAAAACGGCCAAGCAGAUGACUGAGCGAAAACGUCGAGACCGUAUUAAUGCCCUGUUAAGCACUGUACGGACAUUAAUAUUGAGGCUGCUACAUAAAAAUCCUAAACAUCAUCGUAAGCUUGAGAAAGCCGAUAUUCUGGAGUUGGUUGUUUCGUAUCUGAAGCGGGAACUGAACAAAACCAGACGUACCACCGAAUCUACGCAAGGAUACAAUCCAGUUGGGCCUACAUCUCAAAUGGAAUUCAAUCAGCAAGCCGAAGUGAAUUGCUCAGACUUUCAGAAACCAAGUUGCGCUUCUAUCAAACCUCAGGAUCUACCCAUUGGACAGCAUCAUUACCACACGUACAACUUACCUUCUUUGCACUACCAGGACCCUCAUCAGACUUCGCAUUCCACGUUCAAUUUACUUCCAGGGAAGUCCUUUCAUGAGUCUGCAUUCAAUCGACCAGCAGGAACAGCCUGCACAACAAGGAGGCCUCUCGGCAAACUAGAUAACAGUGAGAGGGUAAACCGUGUUCCAGAUCAGUUUAACGGGCCGAUCAUACAUCCCUUGCCAAAUCCGAACGUUGCCUACGAACAGUUCGCCCGAUUUCACUUCACAAUGGAACAACCCAUUCCAUCCUCAAACGUACCCACUCUUACCUAUCCUUCCUGCUGGGCCACAGUACCGGGCACUGGUUAUCGCACCGACGAAAAUGGGCACCACCACCCUUGUAUAACCCAGACGCAUUCUCCUCUGUGGAGACCGUAUAUGUGA
Messenger RNA from Opisthorchis viverrini, 1008 nucleotides. RefSeq lists its product as hypothetical. Gene Ontology annotation, cellular component: nucleus. Lineage: Eukaryota; Metazoa; Platyhelminthes; Trematoda; Opisthorchiida; Opisthorchiidae. Gene Ontology annotation, molecular function: RNA polymerase II cis-regulatory region sequence-specific DNA binding; protein dimerization activity; DNA-binding transcription factor activity, RNA polymerase II-specific. The transcript is spliced from 2 exons. The record is from RefSeq and is a predicted model, not a curated record. Gene Ontology annotation, biological process: regulation of neurogenesis; anterior/posterior pattern specification; regulation of transcription by RNA polymerase II. Bases 1 to 1008 code for a protein of 335 amino acids.